Contarinia nasturtii (swede midge) is the source of this 1436-nucleotide messenger RNA. RefSeq lists its product as uncharacterized. Lineage: Eukaryota; Metazoa; Arthropoda; Insecta; Diptera; Cecidomyiidae. The transcript has 3 exons. Bases 181 to 1251 code for a protein of 356 amino acids. The record is from RefSeq and is a predicted model, not a curated record.
UUCUGCGCGUCAUACUUGCUGCUGUUCCAGGUCGUGUAUAUCAAGCAAUAGGUGAAAAAAGUAAAAAAAAAUCAAUCUGCUAUUUAUUUUUCAAUCAACUCUAAUUGUUUCAUUCCCGCAGGCAAUAUAUUGAAUUAACUGGCGGACUUAAAUACCGGAACCAAGAAUCAGUGUGUGGUUAUGUCGAAUAGUCAGACUUACAAUCAAAACAUGGAUCCAUCCAAAAUAUGGAUACGAAAUACGGGACCGGGCAGUAUGCGAAAGUAUCCCCCAAGACAUCACUAUAAUCGAAACCAUCGAAAACCAAUCGAACCGACCCAAUCAAUGCAAAAUACCAUAACUGUUCGACCGGCGACAGAAAAAGUGUGUAAUACAGCCGAAUUAAAUCCGCACCGCUCAUCACAAGACGAAAUAAGUGAUUCGGUCAUUUUUCAAAAACCAAAAAAUCCAAAGGGUCCAGCGAGCGAUAAGCGUGCAUCAAAUAUGUUAACAUUGGGCGAAACAAAUAAAUCAGUGGGUACCCAACAAUCGAACCAAUUCAUAAAAAAUCGCAAUACAGAAGAAUGGUCGUCGAGUAUGUUUGCAAUAGAUAACAAGAGUCGGUCAAAUGUAUUUCAAAAGCGCGAUGACACCGAGAAAAAUUUAGUAAUUGACAUCAGUGAUACAACACUCUAUGAAUCGUGUCGAGACGACAGUGUGGGUAAUUAUACCAAAUUUGAGAUAAGCGGAAUAAAACCACUGGAAAUCACGCCAACAGUUCAAUUGGAUGAAACGGUGGACAAGACUCUGGUCGGACCAAUUGAAACAUCCACAACUUUCACACUCCCCGAGCUAUCACCCGUGCUAUCAGACAUCUCCGAUGAUGAUGCAAUUGCCGAAAGCACCGUCAUCGAACAUAAUUCGACAGAAGGGCAUAACACUUGUGUACGCAUUGAAAAAGCAGCAAGUGAUCUAUGGAAUUUGAACAUUGGAAACAAAGCAAAGAAAACGCAUGAAAUAGAUACCGAUCUAACGCUGGUACCAACAUACUUGCAAUUCACGGCGGAGAAAAUUAAGAAAACACCACGAUUACAUACAAAGCCAAACAUAAUGCCAUUGGCCAAAGAAAUGCUGCCGUCAACAUCGACCGAUGAAUUCAUUCAGGUGGUGUACAUGCGUGAAACGACCGUUAAUCGACUCAUCAAAAGUGGAUACAUUAGCUUUGUGCAAGGAAAACUACAUUAUAUCGAACAAGACACCGAUGACAUCUAAAUUUGUGACCAGAGUCACAUUUGGAGGAUACGUAUAAGGACACAGACAAAGGAGUUCAGUUACUUCGAUACAAAUUGACCAUAGACAGUUGUAAACAUAGAUUUUUUCAUGUAUAAGUUUAUAACGAGAGAAAUACACCAUUAAAGUAUAGAGAAAUUGCUUCCCACUCUGUCACACAAUCGGUA